This is a messenger RNA of Marmota flaviventris (yellow-bellied marmot), 3939 nucleotides long. It is a transcript of the gene Sema3c, whose product is annotated as semaphorin 3C. Lineage: Eukaryota; Metazoa; Chordata; Mammalia; Rodentia; Sciuridae. Gene Ontology annotation, molecular function: chemorepellent activity; semaphorin receptor binding. The record is from RefSeq and is a predicted model, not a curated record. Gene Ontology annotation, cellular component: plasma membrane. Gene Ontology annotation, biological process: semaphorin-plexin signaling pathway; neural crest cell migration; negative chemotaxis.
CUGCAAAAGAGAGAGUUGUUGGGCUGGUCCUCUAGCCUGCUCCAGCGCAUUCCUGCAUCUCCAGGGCUGCCGGUGCUCCGGGUCAGCCCCGCCCGGCCCGCCCUCGCGGCUCCCUGCCACCCUCUCGCGGGCGCGCUCUGGGUGGGGCCUCUCGGGCAGUGGAGAUGCCGCCGAGUGCGCUGGGCCGGUGAUGCGAGCCGGCUGGGCGGCGCGCCGGGGCAGCCCCAGCCGUGCGCCGCGUCGCUGUAAUCGGACACCCGAGCGCUCGCCCCCUGCGCCCGGCCACUUUUCCAUUCACUCCGAGGUGCUUGAUUGAGCGACGCGGAGAAGGGCUCCGGGUGCCACGGCACUACAGGGUUGAGGAUUCCUGUACAAAGAAACUCAGAGGACCUGGGGAAAAAAAAAAAAAAGAAUAUCACGUUGGGACGCUCUAGAAAUUAAGGUCUUCUGAGAAAAGGACUGGAGAGACUGGCGGAUCCAUUCCGGUUGUAAAUUGGUGACCGUUCCGUGCUGAGCUCUUCCAACCUCGGUAUUUUCCCUUGGAUAUUAACUUGCAAAUCUGAAGAAAUGGCAUUCCAGGCAAUUUGCGUGUUGGUUGGAGUAUUUAUUUGUUCUAUCUGUGUAAAAGGAUCUUCCCAGCCCCAAGCAAGAGUUUAUUUAACAUUUGAUGAACUCCGGGACACCAAGACCUCUGAGUACUUCAGCCUGUCCCACCACCCUUUAGACUACAGAAUACUUCUAAUGGAUGAAGAUCAGGAUCGGAUCUAUGUGGGCAGCAAAGACCACAUUCUCUCCUUGAAUAUUAACAAUAUAAGUCAAGAACCCUUGAGUGUUUUCUGGCCAGCAUCUGCAAUCAAAGUUGAAGAGUGCAAAAUGGCUGGCAAAGAUCCUACACAUGGCUGUGGGAACUUUGUCCGUGUAAUUCAGACUUUCAACCGCACUCAUCUGUAUGUCUGUGGCAGUGGCGCUUUCAGCCCAGUUUGCACUUACCUGAACAGAGGGAGGAGGUCAGAGGACCAAGUUUUCAUGAUUGACUCCAAGUGUGAAUCUGGAAAAGGACGAUGCUCUUUCAACCCCAAUGUGAACACUGUAUCUGUUAUGAUCAAUGAGGAGCUUUUCUCAGGAAUGUAUAUAGAUUUCAUGGGGACAGAUGCUGCUAUUUUUCGAAGUUUAACCAAGAGGAAUGCAGUCAGAACAGAUCAACACAAUUCCAAAUGGCUGAGUGAACCGAUGUUUGUGGAUGCACAUGUCAUUCCUGAUGGAACUGAUCCAAAUGAUGCUAAGGUGUACUUCUUCUUCAAAGAAAAGCUGACUGACAAUAACAGGAGCACAAAACAGAUUCAUUCCAUGAUUGCUAGAAUUUGUCCUAAUGACACUGGUGGGCUGCGUAGCCUUGUCAACAAGUGGACCACCUUCUUAAAAGCGCGGCUGGUAUGUUCAGUCACAGAUGAAGAUGGCCCAGAAACACACUUCGAUGAAUUAGAGGAUGUGUUUCUGCUGGAAACUGAUAAUCCAAGGACAACACUAGUGUAUGGCAUUUUUACAACAUCAAGCUCAGUUUUUAAAGGUUCAGCCGUGUGUGUGUAUCAUUUAUCUGAUAUACAGACUGUGUUUAAUGGGCCUUUUGCCCACAAAGAAGGGCCCAAUCAUCAGCUGAUUUCCUAUCAGGGGAGAAUUCCAUACCCUCGCCCUGGAACUUGCCCAGGAGGAGCAUUUACGCCCAACAUGCGAACCACCAAGGAGUUCCCUGAUGAUGUUGUCACUUUCAUUCGGAACCAUCCUCUGAUGUACAAUUCCAUCUACCCAAUCCACAGGCGGCCUUUGAUUGUCCGCAUAGGCACGGACUACAAGUAUACGAAGAUCGCUGUGGACCGAGUGAAUGCUGCGGAUGGUAGAUACCAUGUUCUGUUUCUUGGAACCGAUCGGGGGACUGUACAGAAGGUGGUGGUCCUUCCCAAUAACACCUCCACCAGUGGAGAGCUCAUUCUGGAGGAGCUGGAAGUCUUUAAGAAUCAUGUUCCCAUAACAACAAUGAAAAUCUCAUCCAAAAAGCAACAGUUGUACGUGAGCUCCAAUGAAGGGAUUUCCCAAGUGUCCUUGCAUCGCUGCCACAUCUAUGGGACAGCCUGUGCUGACUGCUGUCUGGCAAGGGACCCCUACUGUGCCUGGGAUGGCCACUCUUGCUCUAGAUUCUACCCAACUGGGAAGCGGAGGAGCCGAAGGCAAGAUGUGAGACAUGGAAAUCCACUGACUCAAUGCAGAGGAUUUAACCUAAAAGCAUAUCGAAAUGCAGCUGAAAUUGUCCAGUACGGAGUAAAAAAUAACAUCACUUUUCUUGAGUGUGCCCCCAAGUCUCCACAGGCAUCUAUCAAGUGGUUGCUACAGAAAGACAAAGACAGGAGGAAAGAGGUUAAGCUGAAUGAGCGUAUUAUAGCCACUCCACAAGGACUCCUGAUCCGCUCUGUUCAAGAUUCUGACCAAGGACUGUAUCACUGCAUUGCAACAGAAAACAGCUUCAAGCAGACCAUAGCCAAAAUCAACUUCAAAGUUUUAGAUUCAGAAAUGGUGGCUGUUGUGACAGACAAGUGGUCACCGUGGACCUGGGCCAGCUCUGUGAGGGCUUUACCUUUCCACCCAAAGGACAUCAUGGGUGCAUUCAGCCACUCAGAAAUGCAGAUGAUCAAUCAGUACUGCAAAGACACUCGACAGCAACAUCAACAGGGGGAAGAAUCACAAAAAUUGAGAGGAGACUACGGCAAGUUAAAGGCUCUCAUCAAUAGCCGAAAAAGUAGAAACAGGAGAAAUCAAUUGCCAGAGUCGUAAUGUUUUCAUACGUGGGGCUUAUGCUUCUAGUAACAAAUGCUCUGUCUUCAAUGAUCAAAUUUUGAGCAAAGAAUCUUGUUCUUUACCCAUGAAAAAUUCCUGAGAAAAGGUGAUUACUCACUUCUAGAGUGAGUUUUACAUGAACUGAAAUGAGCAUGCAUUUCGUGUAUGAUAUUGACUAGCAGUAGACAUGUCAUGGUCCUCAUGGUGCAUAUAAAUAUUUAACUUAACCCAGAUUUUAUUUAUAUCUUUAUUCAUCUUUUAUUCAAAAUCAAUGUGGUAGCUACAGAAGUAGAAUUGUUACAUCCCUCAAUUGAAUGAGGGUAGUAACACUGGUAUUUCUUCCCUACUUUGGGGGUUUAGAUUUCUGAUUGGCAAUGAUUUUACAUAUGAAAAUAAAUUCUAUUUCACAACUUUCACAUAGGUAAAGUCAUGUAAAUGCAUGUGACAUGACAGAAUGCCAUCGGAAGAAAUGUAAGAUAGAUAAUGUACAGGGAAGAGGGCAUCUAAGCAUUAUUUAAAAACAUGAGUGAUUCAUAAAAAGAAAAUGAUGAGUUUAUGCUUCCAGUGAAAUUACUAUUUUUUUUUAAGAUUGUAAAAUUUGUCAGUUGCUGAUACUUGUCAUUGAUCUUGGUUCUUUUGUUUCAGAAAGCUAAAGUGAAUAAUCUAUACCCUAAAGAUCUUUGAUGGAGUUAAAGCAAUGGAACAUGUAGGUUUAUAUUGUUGUCAUCUUCCAGACAAAAGUUGUUUGGAAGUUAUUUAAGUUAUUAUAGACUUAAAUAUAAUCUUACAUUAUUUAAUUGAUUACUAUUUUGGUUCUAAUUUUUUAUCUGUGUGGCAAAUUAAACAAUAUAAAAAGAAAACGUUUUGAAGUAUCAAACUUCUCCAUGGGGGGUGAAAACCAUCAAAAAGGAAAAAAAAAUAAAGUAGAAAUUUUCAUGUUAUCAUGAAGAAUUUAUAACAAAUGUGGCUAAUUUUCAAUUUCAAUCAUCAAGUUCUAUGAUUUAUUCUCUUUUUAAAAAAAUCUCACAUCAUACUGAUUUUUCAGUCACACCCUAUCUUUUAUAUUCAUAUGUGUGUGGUGGAGAGGUGCUCCUUAUGUCAAAAAAGGAAAAA